Molecule: messenger RNA, 567 nt
Organism: Theileria orientalis strain Shintoku
Lineage: Eukaryota; Apicomplexa; Aconoidasida; Piroplasmida; Theileriidae
Exons: 3
Coding region: 1-567 (188 amino acids)
Source: RefSeq, a predicted model, not a curated record
AUGGGAAAGGGGGAUUCGGAUUCAACAAAUAAGUGUUAUGAAGCACUUUUGGAUUUAAAGUGUUUAUUUCCCGCCUGGAGCGAUUUGCAAAGCAAUUUGUUUUUCCACUGGAGGCAAAUACUAAGUUCAAGCAACGAAUUCGAAGAAUCCGAGAACGAUGUGCUCAAAACUUACAUGUCUAUGCUGGAACCUGUCCUCGAUUACAAGGAGGGGGGAGUAGAGUCGAAAACAGCGCUCGAGGUGGUUAGAACUCUAGAUAAUUAUCGCAAAAAGGUUGACGAGGAGUUCGAGGCCUACGUAUUGGAAGAAGUACUGAACAAAGACGCUCCAUCGAUAGUACCGCCAAAACGAGAACCUAAGGCUCCGGUGGUUAAAAAGAAACCUCAACCUGUCCCAAAAAUAGUAUUAAACGAAGAAACGACUCCGGUGCACGGUUAUGGAACGAGACGAUCGAGAAUGUCGACCGAAGGAGGCUUUGGAAUGGGAGAGCAUUUGAAAAAGGGAAUUUUUUCAGACUAUGUAUGGGAAUUCACAGGAAGUGAUAUAAAGGACGAAGAUGAAGAGUAA